This is a messenger RNA of Aspergillus viridinutans, 1215 nucleotides long. It is a transcript of the gene mvd1, whose product is annotated as diphosphomevalonate decarboxylase MVD1. The record is from RefSeq and is a predicted model, not a curated record. The coding region runs from base 1 to 1215 and encodes 404 amino acids. Gene Ontology annotation, biological process: isoprenoid biosynthetic process; isopentenyl diphosphate biosynthetic process, mevalonate pathway. The transcript is spliced from 2 exons. Gene Ontology annotation, cellular component: cytosol. Gene Ontology annotation, molecular function: diphosphomevalonate decarboxylase activity; ATP binding. NCBI's taxonomy places the organism in Eukaryota, Fungi, Ascomycota, Eurotiomycetes, Eurotiales, Aspergillaceae.
AUGGCGGCUACUUCUGAUCGUACGGUUUAUCGGGCUACCACUACCGCCCCGGUCAAUAUUGCUGUUAUUAAGUAUUGGGGUAAAAGAGAUGCGUCUCUGAAUCUGCCAACCAAUUCUUCCCUCUCUGUUACUCUUUCUCAGCGCUCCCUCCGAACCCUCACUACCGCCUCCUGUUCAGCUAUCUACCCCGCCGCAGACGAGCUCAUCUUGAACGGCAAGCCCCAGGAUAUUCAGUCCUCCAGACGCACACUCGCAUGUCUCUCCAAUCUGCGUUCCCUCCGUCAGGCUCUCGAAAAUGCCGACCCCUCAUUGCCUAAACUGUCUACUCUCCCAUUGCGGAUUGUUUCCGAGAACAACUUCCCCACCGCUGCUGGUCUUGCGAGCUCGGCCGCUGGUUUCGCAGCACUUGUCCGUGCCAUAGCGGAUCUCUAUCAGCUUCCACAAUCUCCCUUAGAGCUCAGCCGUAUUGCCCGCCAGGGCUCCGGCUCUGCUUGUCGGUCUCUGAUGGGCGGUUAUGUUGCCUGGCGUGCUGGCGAGCGGGAAGAUGGUAGUGACAGUCUGGCUGAGGAAGUUGCUCCUGCAUCUCACUGGCCUGAGAUGCGUGCAAUCAUCCUGGUUGUCAGUGCCGAGAAGAAGGACGUCCCCAGUACAGAGGGUAUGCAGACUACUGUUGCUACCUCGAGUCUCUUUGCUACCCGGGCCGCAUCCGUUGUCCCUGAGCGGAUGACCGCCAUUGAGACGGCAAUCCAGAACAAGGACUUUCCUGCCUUUGCCGAAAUCACUAUGCAUGACUCUAACAGCUUCCACGCAACUUGCCUCGACUCCUGGCCUCCAAUCUUCUACAUGAACGACGUCUCCAGAGCUGCCGUGAGACUCAUCCACGACAUCAACCGUGCCGUUGGCCGGACUGUGUGUGCUUACACAUUCGACGCUGGCCCGAAUGCUGUUAUCUACUACCUUGAGAAAGACUCGGAGCUGGUCGCAGGAACCGUCAAGGCUAUUUUGGGCCCCAACACUGAAGGGUUCGACGGCCCAUUCUACGAUAUCUUGAAGAACGUCACUGCUUCAGGCGUGUCACUGGAGAAGGUUGACUCUAGAGCUGUGGAAGUUCUGAAGAACGGCAUCAGCCGCGUCAUUUUGACUGGUGUCGGGGAGGGUCCUAUCAGUGUGGAGGAUCACCUUGUGAGCGCAACAGGUGAUAUCCUCUCUUCUUGA